Molecule: messenger RNA, 3578 nt
Organism: Zeugodacus cucurbitae (melon fly)
Lineage: Eukaryota; Metazoa; Arthropoda; Insecta; Diptera; Tephritidae
Product: RING finger protein B
Exons: 4
Coding region: 426-2717 (763 amino acids)
Biological process (GO): negative regulation of extrinsic apoptotic signaling pathway via death domain receptors; protein K48-linked ubiquitination; proteasome-mediated ubiquitin-dependent protein catabolic process
Cellular component (GO): cytoplasm; plasma membrane
Molecular function (GO): ubiquitin protein ligase activity
Source: RefSeq, a predicted model, not a curated record
GUAGUUCUAUCGAUUAAUUCAUUAAUAAUCAACAACACAAUCAAAGAAAACUUUUGCAGCUGAAGUUAAUCAACGGAAAAGGCGAAAAUAUAUAUUCUGAAUUUGUUAGCAUAUACAUUUUAUAUGCUUAUGUCAGCAUAUACAUUCAAUAUCUUAACAAUCGUGGGCAAGAUUGCAGAAAGUUGAAGAUAAUUUAAGUAUAAGACCUUGAAAAUGGUUUCAGUGUCAGACGCAGCCACAUACAAUUGGAGUGAUUCACGGUUUACGACCAUUGCGAAAGUCCAGAAUUCAUUUGCCACAAUUCAAUGCGCAAUUGAAAACUUUUGAAUCUUUAAAUGAUUUCCAUAGAUGAGUAAGAAAUAUCUCAAUCUGUUAAAAUUUUAGUCUUUAGCAGUGUCGCAACACAAAAUAAAAGUUUAGCAGUCAUGCCCUGCGAAUCAUGUCACGUACAAUUUACGGUGUUCCGCCGUAAACGGAUAUGCGCGGACUGCAAGCGAUUUUACUGCAGUAACUGCUUAUCGACGGCCAAACGUCGGAACAGCAAUAGUAUACAUAUAUCUUCGGGAGUGCAGUUGUGCAGACGAUGUGUUAUUUUCGCUAAGCGUCCUCUCCUCCGCACAGAUUUGUUACAGCUGAAGCCCAAGGAUUUAAUUUUCUAUCUGCAAUCGAAACAUGUCUCAACAACUGGUUGUGUUGAAAAAGAUGAGUUGGUAGGGUUGGUGCUGACGCAUGUGCAACAAAUUGAUGCAGCUGGUGGUACCUCCGACAAUGGUAGUGCACGCAGCUAUACCGACUCAUCAGCCAAUUCGUUCGACAGUUUGAAACAGACGUGCCAAAACUUUUUUACAAGUAUUACUGAAAACAUAAGUGAUUCUCUAAAUUCGUUCGAUAAUAAAAGUUCACCGAAGGGUUCAGGUGAGACAAGGGAACAAACGCGUUCGGAACGCAGUUCAAUUGAUAGUACAACGACUCACAUUUUUGAUCAGCCAAGAGUUUCGACUAGAGAAAUACCGACUUACGCUAGUUUUCAGCAACAAUCUCACAAUAAUCAUAACAACCGUAACAUGCAACAAUCACAAGUACCGACAUCAUCACCAUUACUUACUAUUCCACCAUCAACAGCUACAACAAAUGCAUCAGUCAUAUCACCAACGCUGGUGAGUAGUAGUACCUCUUCUGUAACUACCAAGGGUAGUAGUCAAUCUUCUGUAAGCCCAGAAAUUAGCAUUAGCUCAAUUGAUCGCGGUGAGACAGAAGAGCACCCACUUGCCUCAACCUCAAACAGCCAACGUAUCGGGCUGACUCGUCAGGAAGCCGGUGAAGAAAAUUCCGAUUGUGAAUGUUCCGAUGAUGAACUAAUAGCCACAUUUAGUGGUCUUUCAAUGGCGCGUAAUAACGAAGUGGAGUCAUCAAAAAAAGAUGCUCAUAAAAAUACAGAGACAGAUGAAAAUAUUGGUACAAAAUCCAGAGCCAGUGCUGACGUAAACUGUGCUGAGAUGUCUUCACAAUCGUCAUUUGAAGAAUUGGGAGCAAUUGGAGGUAUUUCAGAUGAGAGCAAGGCAGCCACUGACACCAACAGUAGUAAUAUAGAGCAAUGGCAAAUCCUUGAAACUACAAUGCUGCAAAACUCCGCAAACUCCGUUGCCGAACAAUCUACAUUGUUGGCUAACAAUACCGCUGAUAUCCCAUCGAGCAGUAAUAUUGUUAUAAAUGAAGCUACAACAACGAAUAUGCCAAACGAUUUACAAGUGGCAGUGCCAUUUUUGCAACAGGACCAGGCACAAACUCAUGUACCACUGGUGCCACAACGCGUGAAGAAAGUAACGCGUCGCCGUUCAGAUAGCUACCUUAAUAGACAACGCCAACAGCACGCUAGCGAGGACGAUUCUCCAACUGAUAACUUUGCACAUAAUGCGGAUAUGACGCUGCAUGAACAAGAUGCAGAGUCGGGCAAUAAUGCACUUGAGACUGAAGAUAAAAAAGGUGUCGCUACGAAACGGGUUGGUAGCUGCCAAAGAUGUGGAAAACAUAAGGCAACGUUACGUAAACAAGUAGAAAAGAUGCGUCGUCAUCUGGAAAGUGCUCAACUAUCGGAGGCAGAGAUUAAAAAAGAGCUUCAAGAUUUUCUCAGUUACCUCGAGCAGCGCACUAAGUCGAUGGAGUGUUCAGAUACAGAAACGAUGGGAUCGUCUUUGAGCGGUAGAAAUUUAGCGCAAUCGCCAGAGCAACGGCCAGCCCAUGCACAACAACCCAAUUUUUGGGAAGAGGCUAGCAUGCCUCACUGGGAAUAUCAGCUUGACGACAAUGAGGGAAUUCAUGUAUAUGCAGGUCCCACUUCUGGGGCGAACGACUACAAUGCUCAGCCCACACGUUUUGUAAACCUGGACGACUUCGAAACUAUUGAUGACCUCGAAGCUUUAUCAGUGAAACAAUUAAAAGAGAUUCUAAUGCUAAAUCGAGUUGAUUAUAAAGGUUGUUGCGAGAAGCAAGAACUGCUUGAUCGUGUUCAACGUCUAUGGAAGAACUUCAAAUCGGCGCCAGCUGUCGACAAAUUGCCAACCGAUGAGCUCUGCAAGAUAUGCAUGGACGCACCAAUCGAAUGUGUCAUCCUUGAAUGUGGACACAUGGCCACUUGUACUAAUUGUGGUAAAGUGCUUAGCGAAUGUCCUAUUUGUCGUCAAUACAUAGUGCGUGUGGUGCGCUUCUUUCGUGCGUAAUUGUCUAGCGAUUAAUGCCAAUUGGAAUAAGUGGUUUUAUGAUAGCGUUAAAAAUACUAUCUUUCUACUAUAAUCGCUAGUCUACUAGAUGAUGUUAUGUUAAUUUAAUUGAAUACAUUUUAAGUAGUCUUGGUAAAUUCACUCUACUUAUUGCAGUAAUUUGUAAAUAUUUAAAAUAACAAACAAUAACUUAAAGGAGUACAUUCCAAACCCAUCGGUUCAAGACCCAAGUAACCUCAAAUGUAUGCUCCAAACAAACUAUUCAUAUUCUAAGUCGCUCUGCUUGAUGAAAUAGCUUUUUAAGUAUAAAAAUAUGUUCAGUUGUUCCUUUUAUGUAAUGAAUGUGCUUUUUUUGUUUGUUUAAAUCCUUAUGAAGUUUUACCUAAUUCAAUUAUUCUUACCAUUUUGUAUUUUCUAGUUAAGCUUUUAAAACUUUAAUGUAUCACUCAGUUUUUUUUUACUAAUUUGUUGAGCUAAAGGUGGAAGAUGGAAGUAUCUCCAUCCCAUAAGUGCAGUCCAAAAUGAAAUAUCCGAGUCUUACCAUUAAAUGGCGGUGCACUCGUUGUGAUGUCAAAUACAAUGUACUAAUACUUACCAAUAUCCUAAAUCUGUAUAGAUUUUAGUUAGUAUGUAAAAUGUAGUCAGUGAGCAUCUUGUAAUCAUAACUUUUCUGCAACGUUUAUGUAUAAAUGUACAUAUAUACAUAUAUACGAAUUAUUCGAAAAUGUUAAAGUACAACGUUUUUUGUUCUUGUGUAUUUAAUCUACUAAUUAAACACAUUCCCAAUGGGUCCAGUAUAUGCAAUACAAAUACAGUACCAUGCAAUGCAAUAAAUAUUACUUAAAAGAAAGCGAAAACAAA